This is a messenger RNA of Monomorium pharaonis (pharaoh ant), 2266 nucleotides long. It is a transcript of the gene Snx1, whose product is annotated as sorting nexin-2. The coding region runs from base 267 to 1811 and encodes 514 amino acids. Gene Ontology annotation, molecular function: phosphatidylinositol binding. NCBI's taxonomy places the organism in Eukaryota, Metazoa, Arthropoda, Insecta, Hymenoptera, Formicidae. The transcript is spliced from 8 exons. The record is from RefSeq and is a predicted model, not a curated record. Gene Ontology annotation, cellular component: endosome membrane; endosome. Gene Ontology annotation, biological process: early endosome to Golgi transport.
AGAGUGGGCCGACAAUUGGAAUAAUGGGAUUUUAAGCAAACAGUGAACCGAACCGAACAGUUCGGUCUUAUUCUCGUGCGCGGAAGUAGCUUGUGUACACUCCAUACGAGCCACGAUACAGCCGUCAUCGAUACCGACAGCGAUAACUGACGUCGUGUCAGCGUAAUCGUCGUCAGGGGGGCCGAUCCCUGGCUAGCUGGCGGAUCCGCGACCACGAAACGUAACCGUCGCCGCCGCUGCUUGACAGAACGACAGAGCCGAGGAAGAUGGCCGAUAUGACGGAAUCGCCGCCGCUGUUCGACACCAACGAGGCCAAGCUGGACGACCUGGAGGACGACGACGAGGAUAUCUUCGCGUCUGCGGUGCAGGAGCAGAAUCAGCUGGAGGAUGCCUCGCCUUACAACGGAAUGUCCAAAGUUCAAGCAGAGCUGCCAAAGCUAUCUUUGCGAGAUAUGCCAGAGGAAAAUUCGUUCUCCUCGAUGUCCAGCCCAGCGCCGGGUCCCUUGAGUCCACCCCUGGGGCCGAUGAACACAGAUAUUGGGGAUCUUCAUGAUGUUCCUAUCAAUGACAAUGCAGACACAUUGUCUACGAACAUCAUUCAUUCUCGAUCUUUAGAAGAGGUUCCAGCAGAUACGUCCGAAGUUUUUUUAAAAAUCACUGUCACCUCGCCUCAAAAGAUAGGUGAUGGAAUGGGUGCCUAUGUUGCAUACAAAGUUGAAACGAGAACAAAUAUGCUUAUUUUUAAGAAGAGAAACUUCAGCGUGAUCCGACGCUUUAGCGAUUUUCUAGGUCUUCAUGAUAAAUUGACAGAGAAAUAUCUUAGAAACGGCAGGAUAAUCCCACCAGCCCCAGAGAAAAGUGUAAUUGGAACGACAAAAAUUAAAAUGUCUGGGGACAAAAGCCAAGAACAAAAUUCGAGUUCCACAGAAUUUCUUGAACGGCGUAGAGCAGCACUCGAGAGAUAUUUGAACAGAACAGCUGCACAUCCGGUUUUGAGUAUUGAUCCUGACUUCAGAGAAUUUUUAGAAGCUGAUGUAGAAUUGCCUAAGGCCACCAAUACAUCUGCAUUGAGUGGUAAAGGAGUAAUGCGGCUUUUCAACAAAGUCGGGGAAACGGUUAAUAAGAUAACAUAUAAAAUGGACGAGAGCGAUAUGGAGGGUAAGUGGUUUGAAGAGAAAACGUCGCAAAUAGAUUCCCUUGACAUUCAGUUACGCGCCUUGCAUUCUGCGGUCGAUUCUUUAACGAAUCAAAGAAGAGAAUUGGCAAACUACACUGGUGCUACGGCAAAGUCGAUCGCCGUUCUUGGUCAUGGCGAACCAGGAGCGUCUCUUGGCAGAGCUCUGGCGCAAUUGGCCGAGACUCUGGAAAAAGUGGAAGUGAUCAGAAAAACACAGAGCAACAGCGAUCUCUAUCAAUUUGCAGAAAUGUUGAGGGAUUACGUCGCACUAAUUGGUGCUAUCAAAGAUGUUUUUCACGAGAGAGUGAAAGUUUUCCAAAAUUGGCAACACGCUCAGAUGAUGUUGAACAAGAAACGCGAACAAAAGGCGCGACUCGAACAAUCAGGUCGAACGGACAAAACAAGCCAAGCGGCUACCGAGGUCAUAGAGUGGGAGGCGAAAGUGGACAGGGGUCAAGAGGAAUUCGACAAUAUCUCGAAGAUGAUAAAGGAGGAGAUCGAACGCUUUGAAUUGGUCAGAGUGCAAGAUUUCAAGAAGCAACUGAUCGAAUACCUGGAAUCAAUGCUGCAACAUCAGAAUCAACUUAUUAAGUACUGGGAGAGUUUCUUACCGGAAGCACGAGCAGUGGCGUAAACAUUCCGUUAAAGAGAAACGAUAAUGAGGCCGAUACCUACCUAUAAUACGACAAAAGUAACUUCUGUGAUGUUCGUCGGAACAAGCCAAGACAAGUCAGGACAAGUUAUUUGUUCAGUAUCAACAAUUGCGGCGUAUUUUACCAAGAAUUCUUAAACUUCAUCGAGAAAGGAUAUUUUAUAUUCGGAAAAAAAGGAACAGUAAAGGCGAACAUACAUUUGGGCGUAUUGCUAGAUUAUUGGAAGAAAAAGAAUAUAUCCUAGUUAGACGAACAUAACUAGAAGUUUCAAAUUUUUAUUACAUUUCAAUUAUUGUCAAUAUAUAAUAUAUUAAUUCUUUAUGAUUACUUUAUAUUCAUAUUAUAUAUAUAUACAUUAUACGUAACUGUACGUAUGAAAUAUACAAUUUGUUAAAUAAUGUUGCUAAAUAAUAAAGAUCGAUCAUGGUUAUAUUAA